Sphenostylis stenocarpa is the source of this 540-nucleotide messenger RNA. NCBI's taxonomy places the organism in Eukaryota, Viridiplantae, Streptophyta, Magnoliopsida, Fabales, Fabaceae. The record is from the annotation of a GenBank genome assembly.
AUGAUAUUACAAAUAUAUCCAGGUUCUGCAUGGACAAUAUUAUCAAGAUCUUUUGCUGAGUAUUGCAUUGUUGGGUGGGAAAACUUGCCAAGGAUCCUCCUUCUCUACUACACAAACUUUGUGUCAUCUCCAGAAGGAUAUUUCCAAACAGUUAUUUGCAACUCCAAGGACUACAAGAACACCACAGCAAACAAUGACCUACACUACAUUACUUGGGAUAAUCCUCCAAAGCAACACCCAAGGACACUAGGACUCAAAGAUUACAGGAAAAUGGUGUUGAGCAACCGUCCAUUUGCUAGAAAAUGUAAGAAAAAUGACCCACUUCUGGAUAAAAUUGAUAGAGAACUUUUGAAGAGGAGUAGUGGGGGAUUUUCGUUUGGAGGGUGGUGCUCAGAGGGUGAAAGGCAUAAUAGAUCGUGCCGAGGUUUAAAAAGUGAGAAUUAUGGUGUUCUCAAACCUGGCCCAGCCUCAAAAAAGUUGAAGGCUCUGCUUUCAUAUAUUCUCUCUCAUAAAGUUUUUCACAAGAUGCAAUGCCAAUAA